Molecule: messenger RNA, 779 nt
Organism: Effrenium voratum
Lineage: Eukaryota; Dinophyceae; Suessiales; Symbiodiniaceae
Source: the annotation of a GenBank genome assembly
AUGGCACGUGCCUUGGAGAUCCUGGAGGUCUUGCGCGAGGAAGCGGACGCGGCGAAGCUGCUGGGGCGCCGAGGAUACGAGCGGCCGGAGACGUGUUCGCCUGUGACCUGGGUCUAUGCUCAACUGGCUGCGCUGCAGGUUCUAAGAGGGUGUAGGGUUUUUGCCGACGCGGUCACCGCCAUGCCGCGAGCCCUGGAGUUGGAGGCAGGCGCCCAAGGCCUCACGGCGCAGGCCGCGAGGCACAGCCUUGGGAAGAUAAACGCCCUGGAGAGCAGCCUUGCGGCGAAGGUGGCCUUUCCUGGAAAGGCGCAGGCGCUGGCCUUCCUGGAUUCAGGUGACCGCCACAGCAUCGCCAUCUCAUUUCUGGAUGUUCGGCCCAGAGGCCUCUUGACGCCUCUCAGCUUCGACGAGUCGAACGAAGCGGAGGACAAGGCGGCCCUCGUCGCCAGCAAGGUUGAGCAGGCCGCGGAAGCUGCGGACGAGGCGGAAGUCCAGGCGGAGGCGGCGGAGGAGGCCGAGCUGAUCGUGGUUGGCAUCGCCACGGUCUUCGCUGGGGUGGCUUGGUACACGACCUACGUCACCUGGCAAACCUACCAAAGGUGGCUGAACAUGAAGAAGCGCGCGGCGCUGUGUGUGGGAGCCGCGCGCGCUGCAAACGCUGUAAGCUGAGGCCAACACAUCAUGCACGAGUUGCAAUGAGCUUACCUAGCCGGGGACAAAGCGAGUUCAGCCAUGAAGAAAUGUUGCUUACUUUGCGGGUCCCGAUGUUCUUGCUUGUG